AUGCACCGCAAAAACCCCAUCAGCGUGCUCGUCUACAACACGCUGUUCCCCACGCCCUCGCCCACAGACCCUCCCUCCUUCUCGGCCCAUCUCUCCAAGAACCUCGUCGGCGAAGUGCGCAUCGAAACAGCAAACUUUUACGGCUCGCUCGACACAAUCGAGGCCCGCUACCCGGGCCUCAACUAUGCCUUUCAACCCCACCGGAAACGCCUGGGCCGCUUCCCGCACCACAAGCGCCUGUUUGAGGCUUUUGACAAGCUCGGCCUGACCGAGGCCGAGAUCCAGGGCUUCUGCCGCUGGGAAGGCACCCUCUGGGCGCGCGAGCGAUACGAGCGCGACGAGGGCGUCAAGGUCGUCGACACCACGGGCGUCGAAAUCGGCGCCUGGGUAGACACAAGGUCGCAUUUUUCCAAAAGCAGGCCCGGCAUCAACGUAAAGACUGACAUUGAGGUGGAAAUUGAAGAGCUCCAGCAACAGCAGCAGCACCAAAAUAGCCGCAGCAACCAAGCCACAAACACCACAACCACAUCAUCAUCAUCACCAUCAUCGCGACCCACACAAGCCGCACACAUGCCCUCGUCACUCAACUUCUCACUCAACGCCCGCCUCCUGCAUGCCGCCGCAUCCGCAUCCGCCUCCUCUUCCACUUCGGCAUCAACCAACAGCAUCCCCAUGGACCCGGAAUGGGAACAAUACCUCAAAGAAGCCUCUGAGCGCGGCGAACUCAACAUUGACGCUACGCGAGAAGCCCUCCGGAAUAUGGCGGGGCAGAUUGCCCAGCUGCAUCAGAGUCGGGGCGGAGGCGUCGAGGUGGAUGCUAGUGAAGUCGUGGGUCAGCAGGCUUUCCAGCCGCCUGCCGCACCGGCUUAAGACACGCUUUUUCUUGACAAUCUACCCUUUUU
Molecule: messenger RNA, 902 nt
Organism: Exserohilum turcica Et28A
Lineage: Eukaryota; Fungi; Ascomycota; Dothideomycetes; Pleosporales; Pleosporaceae
Exons: 2
Coding region: 1-870 (289 amino acids)
Source: RefSeq, a predicted model, not a curated record